ACCUGAUUGGUUCAGCUUGGCAGUGCAGUUUGCCCGAGCGGAGUAGCAUGGAAGCCGCGCGUUGUGUUACUUUUGGACAAUAUCUUCGUCCACAUUUCUAUUUGCUGCUACUUAUUUUCCUCCGAAAUGGCCCGCACACAGUGGAGGGAGUGUGGCCGUUACCGCAGACCUUCACCUCUUCCAUCGAGCGAUCCCCUCUGAGCCCAGAGGCUUUCUACUUUGAAUACGGAAGUCAAUCGGCCGCACAGCAGGGCUGCUCCGUUCUGGAUGCUGCAUUCACGAGAUAUUUUCCUCUUAUCUUUCCAGACUACACUGGAAAUGGUGUUCUGCGAUUCUAUGCGGAUAAACCAUUCCGUCUUGUGAUCACUGUUGACCGUGACGAUUGUGAGAGUUACCCAAACGAGGACUCAUCUGAGAGAUAUAAUCUGAGUGUCUCUGCAAGACAAGCAUCCCUCAAUGCGGAGACUGUGUGGGGUGCAUUAAGAGGUCUGGAAACCUUCAGUCAACUGGUGUAUCAAGAUGAUUUUGGUUCAUACUUUGUGAACAAGACAGAGAUUGUCGACUUCCCCCGGUUUCAGUUCAGGGGAAUCCUGUUGGACACUUCGCGUCAUUAUUUACCAGUGAAGACGAUUUUACAAACUCUGGAUGCAAUGGCCUACAGUAAGUUCAAUGUGUUUCAUUGGCACAUCGUUGAUGACCCCUCCUUCCCUUACCAGAGCCGGACCUACCCAGACCUUUCCAGUAAGGGGGCUUUCCAUCCGAUGACUCACAUCUACACUCAAUCUGAUGUGAGGAGGGUUAUCUCACAUGCCCGGCUGUGGGGAAUAAGAGUCCUCCCUGAGUUUGAUUCACCAGGCCACACUGCAUCAUGGGGGAAAGGGCAGUCUGACUUGUUGACACCCUGCUACAGAGGGAGUUCCCUGUCGGGUACUUUUGGACCCGUUAAUCCAGUUUUACCCUCCACCUACCAGUUCAUGGCAAGACUCUUUAAGGAAGUGUCAUCGGUAUUUCCUGAUUCCCACAUCCACCUAGGAGGUGACGAGGUGAACUUCUCCUGCUGGAGUUCCAACCCAGAUAUUCGAGCGUUCAUGAAAAAGAUGGGAUUUGGAGUAGACUUCACCAAACUAGAGGCAUUCUACAUGGAGAACAUUGUGAACAUCACAUCAGCGCUCAACAAAACAGCUAUCGUCUGGCAGGACGUGUUUGAUUACCAUGAGCUAAUUCCUAAGGACACGGUGCUGCACAUCUGGAAGGGUACCCCUGCUAGUUAUCAAGCAGAGCUCAGCAGGAUGACCAAAGCUGGCAUGAAGGUCCUGCUAGCUGCCCCAUGGUAUAUCAACCACAUAUCCUAUGGCCAGGACUGGCAUCAAUACUACAACGUCCAACCACUGGACUUUCCUGGUACCGAGGAGCAGAAGAAGCUGGUGAUAGGGGGGGAAGUCUGCAUGUGGGGGGAGUAUGUUGAUGCCACCAAUCUCACUCCACGUCUUUGGCCGAGGGCAAGUGCUGCGGCAGAGAGACUUUGGAGUGAUGAGAAGCAGACAUCCAGUGCAGACAAGGCCUUCCCUCGUUUCCAGGACCUGCGCUGCAAGCUUGUGAGGCGGGGCAUCAGAGCAGAGCCCCUGUACGUCGGACACUGCAAACACGAGUACCAAGGCGUGUGAAGACGUCGGAUGGGUCGACGUAAAUACAGAAUUUGAAGGUUCAAAUGCUUUCUUCGGGACUGAAAUCAAUCAAACGAUUAAAAUACCACUCAAGUUGACACCGCUCUUUAAUGGGCAAGAAAUAAACUCUGAAAUAAACUCUGUCAGAAGGA
This is a messenger RNA of Gasterosteus aculeatus aculeatus (three-spined stickleback), 1816 nucleotides long. RefSeq names its product hexosaminidase A (alpha polypeptide) (gene hexa). Gene Ontology annotation, molecular function: beta-N-acetylhexosaminidase activity. Gene Ontology annotation, cellular component: membrane; lysosome. The record is from RefSeq and is a predicted model, not a curated record. Gene Ontology annotation, biological process: glycosaminoglycan metabolic process; carbohydrate metabolic process; ganglioside catabolic process. NCBI's taxonomy places the organism in Eukaryota, Metazoa, Chordata, Actinopteri, Perciformes, Gasterosteidae.